AUGGUAGAAUACCUGGAUGACCCGAAGGUCCUGCAAUCCCUGUUCCAGAUGAUGGAUUUCGAAAAGAUCCACGAGGCGGAAAUAGUUUGCAAAUCCUGGAGAGAUUUAAUCACACGACGUCGCGAUUGUUUCGCGUAAGCCCUUUUUUGAAAUCGAUUUCGUGAGCUUGGUGAGAGAAAGCCUAUUUACUCGGACCUCGGUAACAAAAACAGGAAGUGCUCUAGACGUUUCUGGGUUAUUCUAGUGGUCACUUAAGAGUGCUGCUCGGACCUUCUCUUUAUGCGAAAAGGGUCAUUUAUAGUGACCCUUCUAUUAGCGUCAGCACUUUUAAGUGAUCCCUCACAGCAUUCCUAAUGGGGUGAGGGAAGUUGAGCGAGGCGUCAAAGUUUCUGAAUUUAAAAAAAAAUUUAGUGCGCGCUACGGAUAAAAUCCACUGAGUAUCAAACGUUAAUAACUUGUUUUUUUCGAUCGAAGUACAUUUAGCCUCUGAAAAUCUUCGCAACCGAGCAUAUUUGCCCGAUUACCGAGAAAAAAAAAAGCUUUUGUUGCUUUUUUUUUCUGUCUCAAAAAAACCAAAGGCUUUAGAGCCCGUUCACGGCUGGCUUGGGACAGCGAACGGGCGGUUCAACUUGCGCGGCGAUGGUGGCCUUACAUGCGCCUUUAAUAAGAGCCUUAUUUGGUGAAUUAUUUCUGUUUCUAAUGAAAUUAUUUUUUGUUUACAUUAAUCUCAUUGUCUUUAGAUUUUCUUAAAACUGACGAAUUAUGAGAGAAAAACGAAUAAGUCAUAAAAUGGGACUUUUAUGGAAGGCGCAUGGAUAGUCGCCAUGAUCUACCUUCGCCGCGAAAAUUGAACCGUCCGCUCGCUGUCCCAAGUCAGCCGUGAACGGGUUAUAUUCGAUUCACGGUUAGUUGGCUCGAGCCAGCCGUGAUUCAGCUACAAUACUUUAAUUUAAACCCUAUAUUUCUUUUUAUCAACUUUUCAUUCUUUGGUUGAAAAAGUUUAAUAAAUUUUUCAAAACCAGAAAAAUGUAAUUUUAUCUUUUCGAAUCAGUAUAACAGCUCUAAGAGCUUUGUUCAUUUUCGAAUUUUCAACCGGAAUAUUUCUCUCAGCAUGAGAUUUUCCAUUUUCAGACGAAAAAAAGCCACCAAAGCCACAUUGGACUUUGGUCUCUACACCGACGAGUGUCAUUUCGUUUUCGAAGACGAGGAAGAGGUUUUUUUUCUCUCAAAUAUAUAGUCAGAGGUUUUCCAGCCGUGCAAGACCACUCUGAUUGACGGCGGUUUUGUGAAACGAGUCAAAUGGAUCGGGCCUGAAGAGUUGAACGUCCACAGUAUCAUGCAGUUCGAUCUUGUCAAAGAAUUCAAUUGCAUUCCACAAGCCUGGUACACGGAUGUCAGAAAAGUUCGUUUUUUUUUUUUGAGAGAAAAGUUAGGGACAAAAUAAACCGAAUAAAUAUCACAAAUCAGGCGUUGAGCUUUUUGUAGAUCUCAAAAAAAAGCUACAGGAUGAAAAUGUUCAACGGACUUGAAAGGUGAGAUUGGCAAGAAUGAGAAAACAUUUGGAGAGAAAUUAUUUUUUUUUUAUCAUUUUUAUGCUUUUGUUCGUGUGAAUCUUGUCAGCCUCAUUAAAAAUCAAAUUUCCCGCCAAAAACCGCGUCGCAGCGACGCUUCCCCUUUGCCAAUCAUCCUUCAUUGUUCAAAGAUCAACUUUUCAGCUAAACAUCCAGUGUUGCGGAAAAGCCCUCCGCGUCGAGCUCCUAUACUUCCUUCCGCGUUUCAAGAACUUGAAGAGCAUAACUGUGAAGGGCUAUUUUCGGGAGUUUUUUUUUCGAGACAUGCUCAAAAGAUUGAAGACCGUUCAAUGUCUUUCGUGAGUUUGAACCGAUAUUUUCAAUUAACAACCCAAAAACGCCUCAGGAAUCAUGUUUUCCGGUUGUGGAUACUUUGAAAGAAGGCCAAAAUUCCUCAUAUUUCGGAAUUUAGAAGCUUAAACUGAGAGGCCAGACACGAUUUCCCUUGAAAAUUUGCCGUCUCAGCAGUUUUAUUUCCUUCUACCUUUAAUAAUAAACCCAUAAAGAAACUUAUUCAUCAUUUUCAGUUUGAACAUGGAUGCAUCCGCACAUCCAUUGAAGCUUUUGGACAUUCACGAUCGGAAAAUUCGCGCGAUCUUGAAAAAUCAACCAGUAUAUGAGCGUCAAGUCGCAUACCAAGUCCGUUGGGAUUAUAAGCAACGGCGCCGGGCUUUCCUCGCAGCCAAAAGACGGGCAAAAAACGGGCAGAAUGAGCCCGAAGUCGCCAAAAAACCUGCGAAUCAAGCAGAGGCGGAAUUCGGAAAAGACUGCGAGGUAGAUUUUUUGUUUUUUUUUCCCAUCUGAAGACCAAAAAAAUUAUUUUGAAAGAGCGUUCAAGAGAUUGUUAGGCAACCUUAUUUGCGAUAAAAAGUUUUUUUACUUGGAAAUUUUUGAGAAACUUUUUCCAGCCAUUUUUAUUAGCUCUGAUGAAAUUUCAGUUAUAUCCUAUUGCCCUUUGUGCUCAAAACAAUACGCACUCAAAUUAAACUAGAAAAGCUUGAAAUCUGUUUACAAUUUCUUUAAAUUGUUAACUAAAAAUAGUAAGAACUCAAAAUUUAAUGAUAUGAAGCAGAAAACUUUGAAAAUUACAGAAAAAAAGCCUCUAAAAAUCUUCUGAGUGAGCUUUUCUUCAUUAAAAAGCCUUAUUUUUCAGCCUGCGCGUCUGAAGAUGCGGCAACCGUUCCGUAAAGUAGAGAACAUGGUAGCUGACGACAAAGAUUUGGAGAAUUUGAUCGCCAAGUCCGACAAACUCGAACGAUUCGAACUCUUCCAAACGGACAACACCUACUCCGCCGCCAUGUUCAUCCGCUUCUUGCAGGUUUUGUUUUGAAGUUAACAAAGAGAACAGUUAAAUGAAAAUAAUAAAGUUAGAGUUUUAAAUAAAGUACUUACCUUCGAAAACAAACUCUUACUAGAAGAAGAUAUAGUCAAUGUUUCCCGACUUGAAAGGCGAGGUGUGUUUGCGGUCCUUGGCACAUGUUCAAUUCAACCGCCAUCGACCCUUUGAAAAGCCCUUUUUUUUGCUCGUUUCAUUCCUUUUUCAAUUAUUUAUUGAUUAUGUUCAUGUGUGCAUCAAAAAGUAGUAGAAAACAUUGAAAAAGAGCGGUUGCCGAGCUUUUUAAAUAGUCGGCGGCAAUUGAAUUGAACUCGUGCCAAGAACCGCGAACGCACACGCUACGCGUCCCGCCCCUUGCCCCGCAUCCCUCGCCUUUCAAGUCGGGAAACAUUGACUAUAAUGGAAGUCUCAAAAUGCUAGUUUUUUUCUAAAAUAGAGCUUAAAAAAAUUUUUCAAGGCUAAAAAAAUUAUAAUUUUGAAGCUCUGGGAGCUCUAAAAAAAACGUUUUUGAGGCUGAAAGAUACAAUUUGGAGACUUUACGAUCUCGGUCCAUUUGCAGGAAGCAAGUUUCGCAUCGGAAUGCCAUAUUUUCUGCAAGUUCUGGCCUUCCGAGAAGGCCAAACUCGACUUCUGGAUUCGGUAUCACUGCAGACUCCGCCUGAUGACGGACAUUGAAGAGAAGGGCGCUAGAUACUUUUUCGAGUUGCGAGGAACUGUUUUCCACAUCAUCUUCGAUGAAGAUCGACCACAAGGAGAAGAAAUAUUCAAGCUGAUUGUUGAUUUAUACUAA
Messenger RNA from Caenorhabditis auriculariae, 3697 nucleotides. NCBI's taxonomy places the organism in Eukaryota, Metazoa, Nematoda, Chromadorea, Rhabditida, Rhabditidae. The record is from the annotation of a GenBank genome assembly.